This is a messenger RNA of Trichoderma reesei QM6a, 1272 nucleotides long. RefSeq lists its product as uncharacterized. The record is from RefSeq and is a predicted model, not a curated record. Gene Ontology annotation, biological process: regulation of transcription by RNA polymerase II. Gene Ontology annotation, molecular function: DNA-binding transcription factor activity, RNA polymerase II-specific; zinc ion binding. Bases 1 to 1272 code for a protein of 423 amino acids. Lineage: Eukaryota; Fungi; Ascomycota; Sordariomycetes; Hypocreales; Hypocreaceae. The transcript has a single exon.
AUGUUCGGACAGUACUCACUCGGUGGCAACCCGGCCGAUGGCGCCUUUCGAGUGCCCAAGCUCAACCACAAGAAGUCGAGGUACGGCUGCCAGCGGUGUCGCACUCGGCGGGUCAAGUGUAACGAGGCAAAGCCCGUCUGCCAGCACUGCGAGCGCCACCGGGCCAAGUGCAUCUAUGAUCGCCUCCCGCAGAAGAAUAGGGAGGAAGAGACCUCCCCGAAGUCCUUCAGUGUGGCCCCGGCUGGCGAAUCGAGGACUUCCGAGACCGGUUCAGCCAAGCACUCGCCUCUGUCGGCCGUGGAUCCGCUGGACGAAGAUGCUAUCGAGACGAAGCAGCGACGGUUGCUGGAGACGAGGCUGAUGCACCUCUAUCUCACCGAGACGGGGCCCUCGCUCCCCAUCGAUGACAAGACGUUCAGCGUCUUUGCCAAAAAGAUCCCCAAGAUGGCCCUGGACUCGGAGGCCCUGCUGUAUGCCAUCUAUGCUCUCGCGGCCAUCCACUCGCUCAUCUGCCACAUCGACGACUCCUUUGACGGGCUCGACGUGCAUAGGCGCUACCUCGCAAUGGCUGUCCACGAGCAUCAGAGGGAAGUCAGUGAGCUCAACGAGUCCAACUUUGAAGUCGUAUGCCUCACGUCCCACAUGCUGCGCAUCAGCACCUUUGCAACGCUGCGCUUCCGGAGCCGCGAGCCGUACACUCCCCCCCUCGAGUGGAUCCUGAUAACGGGGACGACGCAAGCACUGUUCAACAAGGCCUGGGGCAUCAUCAUGGCGCACCCCGAGUCCAUCGUGUCGGGCAUGAUGAAGAGCUCGCCCGCCAUCUACGACGCGCAGGCCAAGUUCGGCGAGGCGCACCGGCGGGGCCUGGAGUUUCUCCUCGAGCGGGAUGCCGAGGACCUGGUGGCCGAGCCGUGGGACGUGGAGAUCCGGGACGCGUACGAGACGACGCUGAGCUACAUUGGAGGCGUCCUGCACCUGCUGCACCCCAGGGACGGCGUUUACGACGUGGAUGAUGCGAGGCGGAGGAUGGUCAUCUUCCCCAUGGCGGUGAAGAAGAAGUUCCUGGAGCUCACCUCGGAGGUGCGGCCGAGGGCCAUGGUGAUUCUGGCGUACUAUUUCUCGAUUCUCGUGAUUGAAAAGCUGUGGUGGGUUGGCGAUGUGGGCAAGAUGGAGGUCAAGGGCAUUGCCGCCAACUUGCCGGCCAAAUGGCGGAGAAUGGUGGAGUGGCCGAUGCGGGUGGUUGAGACGGGGAGGAUCUUGCCAUUGUCGUAA